Messenger RNA from Penaeus chinensis, 1445 nucleotides. RefSeq names its product aquaporin-like. Gene Ontology annotation, molecular function: water channel activity. Gene Ontology annotation, biological process: transmembrane transport. Gene Ontology annotation, cellular component: plasma membrane. The transcript is spliced from 6 exons. Lineage: Eukaryota; Metazoa; Arthropoda; Malacostraca; Decapoda; Penaeidae. The coding region runs from base 1 to 612 and encodes 203 amino acids. The record is from RefSeq and is a predicted model, not a curated record.
AUGGUUAGUCCCAUCCACGGACACCAGGUGAAGGACCCCUACUCUAAACAGAGGAAUAGAGGGUCUUGUUUGGGGGCGCCCCCCCAAACUGCCGGGCAGGUGGGGGGCCCCCUUUUGGGCCGCCCGCCCUGCGGGGGCGUGUCCCGCGGGGCCCGCGCCCGCCGCAGCCCCGGGGCACCCCUGCCCCCCGCCCAGUUCCGGGGCGACGCGAGGGUGACGCUGAUCUCGCUCUCGGCGUACGAGGCCGCCCACGCGCCCUCCAGGUACACCAAAGACGCCCACUGGGAGGCCACCACGCCGCGCUUCACGCCCUCGGCCGCCGUGCCCGUCGUGGCCGCCCACACCGCCGCCGCCCUCUUCUGCGCCGAGUUCACGGGCAUCGGGCUCAACCCCGCGCGCUCACUGGCCAUCGCUGCCGUGUCGGGCGCUUGGAGCUACCACUGGGUGUACUGGGUAGGACCUGCACUCGGAGGCCUCCUGGCAGCCUUCACCCACGAGUACACAGGCAACAAGGACCCGGACGCCCUUCCGACACCUUACCACCCGCCUCUCCUCCCUCGGGAUUCGUCCAGGCCCUCGGAUAUCACGUCGACCCUGGCUUCACCUUGCUGAAUCCCCCGCUUUGUCUUCUACCAGGAUAUUUCUUCUUUCUCUUUCUUCGUUGAGGUAGUCCCCCUUCUGUUUGUGUUCCCUCCCCUUCUUAGCUCAAUGGAUUCCGUCUCCUCCUCUCCCCGUGCUGAUGAAUGCGUCCUCCGUCCCUCGCUCCUUCUUCAGUGUAACCCUCCUUGCUUAGUGUUCCCCUUCCUCUUCCGCCCACCCUGCUAAAGAGAGUCUCUCCCUGCCGUGAUGUAACUACCUCCCCGUCUCUCUGAACCCUUGCCAAACUCUCCCUGUCGAGCUAACCUCCGUGACUCUGCAGGUAACUUUGCCAAAGUGGAGUAAGAUGCUAUACACAUGUUACCGAGGACGCAGGUAACCAUAGGCAACCAAGCUCCUCGUUUGUUUAAUAUUUUGUGUCUUAUGAAUGUAUAUUGAUGAGUAUGGUGUGUAAACAAUAGAAGUUUUUCGUCAGUUCUAUAUUCUAUAUGUAUUUUAUCCAUCCAGCAUUCACGUUGAAACGAAUUAUCUAUUGGAGAAUUAUUUAACAAAAAAAAUUAUAUAUAUAUAUUUUUUCUUCUUUGUCUGUUCAAUCGUCUAAUCGCCAGAACAUAGUUUUAUAUAAAAUCGACAUGCAAAUAACACUAAAAAAGGUUAAUGAGGUGUCCUGAGAUGCUUUACCCCAACUUUAAAAGUACAAUGACUUUUAGAUAAGAGAUCCUAACCGACCAAGUAAUAUUUCUAAGUACGUAGUCCGUCCUUUAGCCAUGAUGACAUCUUGUAGACACUAGACGUAUAGACUCUAUUUGUAAAUGUUUCUCCGUUAAUAAAGGGCUUUUCUCCUCUUA